Molecule: messenger RNA, 6680 nt
Organism: Perca flavescens (yellow perch)
Lineage: Eukaryota; Metazoa; Chordata; Actinopteri; Perciformes; Percidae
Gene: tubgcp6
Product: tubulin gamma complex component 6
Exons: 25
Coding region: 323-6235 (1970 amino acids)
Biological process (GO): microtubule nucleation; spindle assembly; cytoplasmic microtubule organization
Cellular component (GO): gamma-tubulin complex; spindle pole; microtubule organizing center
Molecular function (GO): gamma-tubulin binding; microtubule minus-end binding
Source: RefSeq, a predicted model, not a curated record
AGCGACUAGAGAGCAAUUAGCUAGCUAGCAAGCUAGCAAGCUAACGACAACAUCUAAUAUGCUGGAACAAGAAACCUCUCAAUAAUAAAAAUACAUUUUGAAGCAGUGUAGGGGACCCAAUUACUGGGUUUCACAUGCUUGGUACACACAAGCUAGUUAAGCAGGACAGCUAACGUUAGCGUUAGCUAGGUGAUCCGUGUGGGCUCGCUAAUAACAAACGUUAGCAUGAACUGGAAGGAGUCUUUUGGGGUGGAUGCAAGAUUGAAACUGUCUGAAUCAACGAAAAAUACACCAUCUCGAAGGCUGAGGUAACAGUGCCACCAUGUACUCGAGCCCAAACGACCCAAUGAAGUCGAGCUGCAACAGCAGCAGCAUCACUGAGCUGCUGGGUGCCCUGUGUGACUGCAGCCUGUCUGGGGUGUCAUGGAAACGCCGUGCCCUGGGUGGAGUCUCAAGAGAAGGUUUCCGCAGAGCUCUCAAAAAAUGUGCCUACGGCGCCCUGCUGUCUAAGCUAUUUCAAGAUGACACCAAAGGGUCUGCCUCAGGACCGAGUGCCACAGCCAAUACACCGCCCAAAAACAAAGUUCUGAUGAUAUGUUUUGACUUGCGGGUGGCAGGGUGCCGAGAGGAAGCAGAGCGUUUGGAGGAGCAGCUGGGGAUGCUGUUGGAUGGAGCAUCCUCUGGCCUAAAGGAAGUAGACGCUGUCCUUGAGCUCUUGGUACAUCUAGCUGGUUCGUCACCUCCACCCCCUACUUCUUUCAUUAGGGACUAUAUGAGACGAGAGAGGCCUGUGCUGCGGAGGCCUCAACCCUGGGGCUACCAGAGCGAGGAGCUUCAGAGGCUAGAGGCCCGGGCAUGGAGUCUAGUGUGUGGGGAGGAAUGGGGGACUUUAGAGAGUUUGUGUGGAACUCAGAAGUUGAUGGAUGCUCCUCCAGGAACAGGACUGCUGGCUCUGAGAACUAAAUUAGAAGUGGAAGAAAGAUUUGAGAGGGAGACCAGGAUGACGCUGUUUGGAGCACUGCAGCACACUCGCACCUCAGACAUAGACAUAAGACUGGACCUGCCUCCUGUUCCCAGUAAUAUUGAUGUAACUGGGCUGGCUAUACGGGUCCCCCCGUGUAUAGAUCAGUCUGAGGAUGAGGGUUUCCAGUCAGCUUCCAACAUGACCCCAGACUCUCAGUCAGAGACCAGCCCCAUUCCAGACAUUGAUAUAUGGGAGGCUCUUCGCACAUUUGAGCCUGGAAGACGCCGCUGCUGGGAGUCUGUUGGCUGCCCACCAGGGAAAAGCGAGUCACUCUAUCUAACAGAGGGAGGCAGGGAGGCCUUUGACCAGCUCUAUCGUCUGUGGGAGGGGGAGAUGAGGGUGGUCAGCACUGCUACACCUUCUCCUCUCCUCCCGCUGCCCCUGGACUCUCAGGCACUACUGGUAUUUGACCUCCUCAACGUCUUGAUCGGGGUGGCAUCCACGACCUUCCCUCUCAACCAGAGUGUUCAGUUUGAUGUCAGACCUGGUGUGUGCGUGUCCGGAGCCUCUCCAGAGAGUGUGUCUCGUCUCUUGGGGGAGCUGGCCCAGUACGGCACCCACUACUUGAGGCUUAGUCGCUUUUCUCUGCCGAGUGCUGGAAAAAAAGGCCUAGUCUUUCAGGCUUUUACAGGUGGUCUGCGGAAGUAUCUGCAUUACUACAGGGCUUGCGUUCUCAGCACUCCACCCACCCUCAGCCUGUUGACUAUUGGCUUCCUCUUCCGCAAAGUGGGACGCCAACUAAGGUACCUGUCAGAACUGUGCUGCGUAGAUGGGCCUUUGGGUGCAGGCCAGGCUACCUUCCCUGUGGGUGUUAAACUGCUGUCCUACCUGUACAAUGAAGCACAGAAUAACUGCAGCAACGAGAACUGCGCCGUCCUCCUGUCGCUGCUAAAGAGCAGCUGUGAACCUUAUACACGGUUUGUGUCUGACUGGGUGUAUAGCGGCGUGUUUCGGGAUGUUUAUGGAGAAUUCAUGAUCCAGGUUAAUGAGGACUAUCUCGUCUUCAGAGACAAACACUUCUGGGUCCAAGGCUACACUCUGAUCUCAAAGGAUGUGGAGGAUUGUGUGCCCAUCUUCCUGAGAGACAUUGCCAACGACGUGUAUGUCUGUGGAAAGACCAUCAACCUCCUUAAGAUCUGCUGCCCGCAGCACUACAUCUGCUGGUCGGAGCUGCCGGUGCCUCGCAUUGCUGUCACCUUCUCCCUCCGGGAGGUGGAGGACAUCGAGAGGGACUGUGCUGUGUACCGCGGACGCAUGGAGCGGGUUGCUAAGCACAGCGCCAUCAGCAGGGAGGAGCAAGCCCAGCGAGCAGAGCAGGCACGCCAGGAGCUGAUCAAUCAGGUCAGAGAGUCAGCGGCCAAAACCCUGGAGAGCAUCCGCGGGCGCCAGGUGUCACAACGUCUGGCUGAGGAGGCCAAGAAGAAGGAGCGUUUUGAGGAGCUGAAACAGCACCUGGAGCAGGAGCAAGAGUGGCGAAGCGUAGCCACAAAGAGGCAGGAGGAGGAUGACUUCAGCUUUGCCAGAGAACUGAGGGACAGAGAAAAAAGACUACAAGCCCUCGAGGAGCAACUGGAGCAGAGAGCCAGGAAGGAGCUGAUAGCUCAGUACAGCCGUCUGUCAGAGGAUGCAGCUCGCAGAGAGAGACGGGCCAUGUGGCGGGUGCAGCGAAUGAGACUUGAUGAACCCCGGGCUCAAUUCUUCAUGCAUGACAGGCAGCAGACUCAGGCAAUGCUAGAGAAAUAUCCUUUAGGCCAGAAGAGACCUCCCAUGAAAGUGUUUCCACCUGUUACCUCAGCACAACAGACUGCACUACAACCAACACUGGAAUCUCCCACUCAGCAUCUGUCGGAGCAGCAGCCAGCGGAGACUAAAGAAUCUGAUGGUGUAUCACCUGACCCAUCUUCACCUACCCUCACCCACCUUACAGUAAACCUCGCACUCAUCUCUGAGAACAUUGACGUCAAUGAUUUUCUUUCUAAGUCACCAAAUCCUAACAGUCAGCAGGUGGACAUCGCCCUACAGGAGAUUGGCUCUGACCUACCUGAAGUGUGUCCUACAGCACAGCUAGUAGACUAUGAUUUCAGUGCCCCCUUUAGUCCACUUGAAGGUAUCACAGGUCAAGCCUCAGUCCAGACCCGACCUCACUGGGGACCUGCAAUCCAGCCUGACUUGAUCCAGAACCAUCCCUCUUUUUCUCACAUCCCCAUAGGAGAGAACAUGUCUCAAGUCCAGGAUUGUUUCCCCAAAGCCAGCCCCUUUGGCCAACCCUCCAAAUCCAGCUUUACGCUAGGCCAGUACACCCCAGAGGAGCUUCAGAAUACAUCUAAAGCAAGCAUUUAUGGACAUCCCUCUCAAGCCUCAGUGCAGCUAGUAGAUGGGAGUGGCUCUAUGACAGACAACAAGCAGGCGGAAGUGGCAUCUAUGAUCAUUGAAAUGGGGAAUUUAGAAAGUAAAGAGGCAAAUAAAGACAAUGAGUCAGAAGGAAGUGGCAAGGCUAAUGGUCGUUACAAAGCCAUGACAAGUCUUUCUGACUGUGGUGGGAUUGAGCCACCUGAUGCAAAUCCUAACCCAAGCACUCAAGACUGCAGCUCAGAUGCUCAAGAUAAAGCUGGUGAUAAUAAUUAUUUGCCAAAUGUUCAUCUCCCCAGUGCUCACCUUAAAGUUGGAGAGCUGGUUUUAGAUGUCGUUGCCCAGCAGUCUUUACCUAGAGUCCAUGGACAUUCCUCUGAUGCUCGCGUAAAGGUUGGACAACUUGUAUCAGAGGUAACUGCUCCUCUUCCAUCCCCUAAUGUGCACGGUCAUGCCUCAGAUUCCCAUAUCAAAAUUGGAGAACAUAUUUUGAAAGUUGAUGCUUCUCUACCUUCCUCCAGUCUUCAUAGUCACUCUUCUGAUGCUCACAUUAAAGUUGGGGAAAAUGUUUCAGAUGUAGUCGCCCCUCUGCCCUUUCCAAACGUUCAUGGUCACAGUUCAGAUGCCCACAUUAAAGUUGGAGAAAAUAUCUCCGAUGUUGUUGUGCCGCUUCCUGCUCCCAGCAUCCACGGUCACUCCUCUGAUGCUAAUAUAAAAGUGGGCGAGUUUCUGUCUAACAUACCUGAAGCAAGGCCUCGUGAGAAUAAACAUGGGCAUGCCUCAGACUGCAUGCUUCAAUCAGGCUGUGUGGUGUCUGGAACUGAACCCGCCUUGUCUGCUCUACCUGGAAGCUCUUAUGGUCACUCCUCAGACUCGGGGUUAGGUGGUGGAUGUGUAGUUUCAGGAGAAGAACCCAAACGUUCUCCUCUACCUGGCAGUGCUUAUGGUCAUUCUUCAGAGUCAGGAUUGGGAGGUGGAUGUGUAGUUUCAGGAGAUGGACCCAAACGUUCUCCUCUACCUGGCAGUGCCUAUGGUCAUUCUUCAGACUCAGGAUUGGGAGGUGGAUGUGUAGUUUCAGGAGAUGGACCCAAACGUUCUCCUCUGCCUGGCAGUGCCUAUGGUCAUUCUUCAGACUCAGGAUUGGGAGGUGGAUGUGUAGUUUCAGCAGACGGACCCAAACGUUCUCCUCUACCUGGCAGUGCCUAUGGUCAUUCUUCAGACUCAGGAUUGGGAGGCGGAUGUGUAGUUUCAGCAGACGGACCCAAACGUUCUCCUCUACCUGGCAGUGCCUAUGGUCAUUCUUCAGACUCAAAUUUAGGCAUUGGUUGUGUGUCCAAAACUGAACCACUUCCAUCACAACUACCCGGCAGCACCUACGGCCACUCCUCUGAUUCAACCCUGGGGGUGGGUUGUGUGGUGUUGGGGACAGAGCCACAAGCCUCUGCACUACCAGGCAGCACCUAUGGCCACUCAUCAGAUUCUUCACUCACAGUUGGGUGUGUGGUGAAGGGCAAAGGCAGCUUAAAUCAGCAGAAGACAGACGACAAUGAAGAUGGCAGAGGUUCUAAGUCGGACAGCCCUGGUGAGCAACUGGUUGAGUUCAUGGGGUCCUGGGCAGCAGGCUUCGGUUUGUCCCCUGGAGAAAAGUCUGAGCAAGAAUAUCUCUUGGCUUUGUGUGCUCAGUAUGAGGUGGAAAAAUACGAAGACUGCUACAACUUAAUGGCUUCGUCCCCAGAGUGUCAGCUGCUGAAGCAGGUAACUCGGGGACCCUGGGGCCUUCCUAUGGACCACACACUGCGCAGAGCCACAGACGCCACCGUUGUCCAACUCAGCGAGAUGGUUUCUCUGCCAGUUCUGAUAAAACAGGCCGUCACUACCCCACUGAUCACACAUGUGUCAUUGGUGAACAAGGCAGUGGUGGACUACUUCUUUGUGGACUUGGGGGUGGAGAGACACUUUGAGACGCUGCGCCACUUCCUGCUGAUGGAGGAUGGCGAGUUUGCACAGUCUCUCAGCGAUCUGCUCUUUGAAAAGCUGGGCAGUGGCCAGACUCCCGGCGAGCUGCUGACCCCCCUGGUCCUGAACUCCAUCCUUAGUAAGGCCCUGCAGUACAGCUUGCACGGCGACACCCCCUUAGCAGGUAACUUUACCUUUGCCCUGCGCUUCCUCCCGGAGACCUUCCACCCACACGCCCCCGAUUCCCUCAACUGCCUGGAGCUCCGCUACAAGGUGGACUGGCCGUUGAACAUCAUCAUCACGGACAGCUGCAUGAACAAGUACAACCGUCUGUUCUCGUUCCUGCUGCAGCUCAAACACAUGGUGUGGAGCCUCCGCGAGGUCUGGUUCCACCUCAAGAGAACAGCGCUGGUGAAAGGUGCAGGUCGCUCGGUGCAGUUUCGUCAGCUGCAGCUGUACAGACAUGAAAUGCAGCAUUUUGUCAAGGUGAUCCAGGGAUACAUCGCCAACCAGAUCCUGCAAGUGUCCUGGAGCGAGUUCACAGCCAAGCUGGCCACUGCACACGACCUGGACGCCAUUCACCGCACACAUGCAGACUACCUCAACAGAGCCAUCUUCAGGGGUUUGCUGACAGAGAAGGCAGCUCCGGUCAUGAACAUCAUCCACAGCAUCUUCAGCCUGAUCCUCAAGUUUCGGGCCCAGCUGAUCGCACAGCCCUGGGGCAGCCAGCAGGGGGAGGCAGUGCACCCAAGCUUUAUUGCCAUGCAGCAGUCAUACAACACCUUCAAGUAUUACUCUCACUUCCUUUUCAAAGUGGUGACCAAGCUGGUGAACCGAGGCUACCAGCCUCAUCUAGAGGAUUUCCUUCUUCGCAUCAACUUCAACAACUACUACAAAGACUCCUGAGCUGUGUACUGGUGUGUAUGUUGUACAUGAGCUUAGUUUGAGUACUUGACAUAAUACAGUCCAUUUGUUAGAUACUUAUCCAAUGCACUGUUUACAUCUUAGUCCCCUGUAUCUGUCUAUAAGACAGAUAAUCAGAAAUAUAUAAUACAAUAAAUGUUAGUGUCUAAAAUACAUUCAGAAACCCACCUGUACUUUAUAUUAGGCCAUGAAUUUGAAAUUUAAAUUGUAUGCAAUUAUGCAAAGUUUAUGCAAUCCAUGUGCAGGAUUUGAUUAAUUAAUGGCUAAAACUGUAUGCUGCCAAAGUUUGUAAUUAAGGUGAAGCUGAUGCCUAUUGUAAUGUCUCACGCUUACGUGUGCCUCCAGCUAUGUAGAUUUUAAGUGCAUAUAAAUUAAGUGUCAAUUGCAUGUAAAUACAAUUGUUAAAUAAAUGCGCUAUGUUCUUGUG